This is a messenger RNA of Arabidopsis lyrata subsp. lyrata, 551 nucleotides long. RefSeq names its product acetyltransferase At1g77540. NCBI's taxonomy places the organism in Eukaryota, Viridiplantae, Streptophyta, Magnoliopsida, Brassicales, Brassicaceae. The coding region runs from base 29 to 364 and encodes 111 amino acids. The transcript is spliced from 2 exons. The record is from RefSeq and is a predicted model, not a curated record.
CUCGAUUUUAAAUGAGAGAGAGAAAAAAAUGGCGACGAGGCCGGCGAUGGAGAAACCGAAGAUCGUGUGGAACGAAGGAAGACAUAGAUUCGAGACUGAGGAUCACGAAGCCUUCAUAGAGUACAAGAUGAAGAACGAUGGUAAAGUCAUGGAUCUGGUUCGAACCUUCGUACCGCCGUCAAAAGCAGGACUUGGUUUAGCUUCGCAUCUCUGCGUCGCCGCCUUCGAACACGCCUCCGAACACUCUUUCUCCAUCAUCCCCACUUGCUCCUACGUCUCCGAAACGUUUAUUCCUCGAUACCCAUCGUGGGAGCAUCUGGUUCACUCAGAGGAUGAUUCCAAGAACCUCAAGUCUAGUAUCUGAUCAUGUCCUGCUUCAAAGCCUUUGGUGUAUAAUAAAACUUUAAAAACAUUAUCUUACAUUAUUAAUGCUUGUUUCAUGUCUCUGUAAACAAACAAAAUGUAAUGUUUUUUCACAAUUCGACAGCAACAAACAAACACUAAUGUUUGUCUUGAUAAUAAAUAAAACGUGAAACCAUUAUUCUAUGAUA